UUUACUCUGAUUCUUAGUUACGGAAUAUACCGGAGAAUUUCCGGUUAAAGCCGCCCAUUACCGUUAGUUGAUAGAAACCAAUAUGGCCGACGUGUAGCUGGGGAAGAAUGAGUUGUUUUUAUCAGAUUUUAUGAUAUUAUGGGAGUUCACGGUGAAACAACCAUGAAGUCUUCAAAUUCUCUAAGAGGACAGAUGGGACUAAGAAGUGGUCCAUUAGCACCAACUUCAGCCAAGCUGACAACACAAUAUCUGGUGCUUGAUCACAUGACCAAUCAUUAUAGUAAAAUUACUAAAGCUAAGUCUGCUAUUGACAACAAGCCUCCAAAGUCUAUGAGCACAAGUCAGAAAGCUCGAGAUCGUAAGACAAGAGAUGUAGUACAGAAGACUGGUCAGAGACCAAUGUCAGCCACAAAAUCCACACGUCGGCCUCACACAACAACUGGUUACUACAACGAUGAUGAUAUAUAUAAUGAAAACCUUUGGGGAGAAGUUGAUCCGGAAGAUGAAGAAGAGAUGAUGAUACAUAACAUUAUGAGGACAACACUGCGGGAGAAUCAUGAUCCUGAUAGCCAUCAGGCUGGGAACCCAAACCAGAAUCCUGACACGUUCAGUCCAUAUGCCAGGGUAACACGGCAGAGACCUAGUUCUGCCAGGUCUGCUCGGUCUAUGGGCAGUGCUGUUUCUCGAACCAUGGUUCAGGUACCAGCAAAGAGAGGAACUUACGAUGGGGACUUGCUAGAGAAGAGAGCACAAGUGUUUACAGAACAGAAGCCAUUCACUCCCAGAACUCUCAAGACAGACAGGAAGUCACGUCUUAGUCAGUACAAGUACUACAAUAAACUACCGCCAAAAGAAGACAAGACUAAGAAACAAGAAGUGCCACAGGAACAAACAACAGAAAAGAAGCAGGUAGAGCCUACAAGUGAAUCCAGACCGCAACCUAAACCCAGACACACAAGGCUAGACCGGACUCGUGAAGGUCCAGUAACGAUGAACUCCUUAAUGUUUGAGACGCUCCAUAGCAGAGAUUUCAGCAAAUAUAAUGAUAAAAAUGGACAGAAUUCUGACAUUCCAAAACUUGAUAUUUCCAUGGACACAGAUCAUUUGAAAUGGAUUAAAGAUCAGGCUUCUAAAGCUAGCGCGAGAGCAAAUAAUGAUACAAUGAAAUCAACGGUACACGAAGAGGAUCAUUUGGACACAAGUGUUGAUUUUGGGAAUACCGGUGAAAUGUCGCUAACAUAUGGAACACUUGGUAGUUCAAAAACAAGACCCACGUUAGGGACAAGUAAGAAGAUGAAUCCGGAAAGAAAACCCAAGCAUGUACAGUUACCUCCCAAAAAUACAGAAAAUACAGGGGAUGAGGAAGCCAUGUAUGUAAGGUUUAUGAGAGAUGUAACUAAUGAGGUCCUAGACAGGGGAAUUUAUACAGACAGGGCAUUGAGACAAGUGUUUAAAUCACAUAUAGCCAGGAAUAAAGGCCAUUUAGAUGAGCUUCGUAUGCAUGAGAUAUUGGACAGCAUCAGGAAGGAGUUGGACAUUCCGCGUUACGAUAUUGAUGAUGAUACCAGUCUAAAUAUGACAAAUGUUACGGAACCAUACAAUGAGAACGGCAUUGAUUCAACAAUAGAGCCAUACAUGUCUCCUGAUUAUAAACCUUCAAAGUUCAGAGGUCAUCAUACAUUUGAUAGUGAAACAGGGUUAAAUGGUACCAUGGACGCAAGCAUAAAAUCCAGGGCUUCAAAAGUAAGCACUGUACCGUCUGCUGAUUCAUAUCCAUUCAAAAGUGCAGACGACGAUGAAUUGUAUAGUACAAUAAGGUCAGAUAUGAACAAUUCUGCAAAUCUCACUGACACACAAGCUCUGAAAACAUAUCAGAUGAGCAUUAAUGAGCAAGAAGAGCUUGAAGAAGGGGAGGUAAAUGAAAGUCACGAGGAAGGGGAAGUCACUCCAAGGGAACAUCAAAGGGAGGUAAAUGUAAGGGCUGUAAGUACUGCUGAUAAUAGUACAAGAGUUUCUGAAGAGGAAGAAGAAGAUUAUGAUGAUGAUUAUGAAGAUGAUGGUGAUGAUGAGGAUGACGAUGGUCAUCAUACAACUGAGCCAACAGCCACAUACAGAACUGAUGAUGAUGAUGAUUUUUAAAUGAUGAAAAUAUCUAUUUUAUUGUUAAAUGCUAUAAGAGUUUAUUGUUUAUUUGGUUAUCUUGUUUAUUUGUAAAAGCUUAUGUAAUUUAUUUUAUUUGUGAAACUUUAAAAGUUUACUGAAUUCAAAGAUGUACUAACAAAUAUGAUGAGCUUAUGCUAUAAAAUAUCAUUUCCGCAAAAAUAUGUUUUGUUGAAUAUAAAUUCAUUAUUUUCAAUCUUGUAAAUAUAGCAAAUUUACUUGCAAAAAAAGUGAUUAUGACAUUUAUUUAAACAUGGUGUAAACUAUGUGCAAAGUCUCUAUGAUGUAUUAAACAUUUCAACUUAGCUCCCACCCCUUAUCGAAAGUCUAUUUCCAGAUGUAUAUAUAAAAAAAAUCACAGGGUAUUCUUUGUAUGAUUUUAUCUUCAUUUCUCUUUUCUAUUUCUCUUCUUUAUUUUUUUUUGAAGAAUUGUUUUUAUGUCUGUGAUGUCAAAAGAAAGCUGUCUCUUACAAAAUCCAUCCAUAUUUGUGAUACAUGCUUUUAUUGUGUCAUUGAUAUUUUGUAAUAUAUCUAAUAUAUCUCACUUAGUGCAAUCUCAUCCUCAUGUCUGUGUUCUAUAUUUUCACAUGUUUUCAUUGUAACAAUUUGUCUUAUCGUCCCUUGCUUUAUCAUUAUCAUUUACUAGUUAGUCUGGUGUCAUGUAAAGAUUGAAAAGUUAUAACUUAAAAGUGUGACAAG
Messenger RNA from Ruditapes philippinarum (Manila clam), 2859 nucleotides. RefSeq names its product glutamic acid-rich protein-like. The transcript has 11 exons. The coding region runs from base 139 to 2139 and encodes 666 amino acids. The record is from RefSeq and is a predicted model, not a curated record. Lineage: Eukaryota; Metazoa; Mollusca; Bivalvia; Venerida; Veneridae. Gene Ontology annotation, cellular component: ciliary basal body; axoneme. Gene Ontology annotation, biological process: microtubule cytoskeleton organization.